Molecule: messenger RNA, 2060 nt
Organism: Salvia miltiorrhiza (redroot sage)
Lineage: Eukaryota; Viridiplantae; Streptophyta; Magnoliopsida; Lamiales; Lamiaceae
Product: mitochondrial-processing peptidase subunit alpha-like
Exons: 14
Coding region: 230-1768 (512 amino acids)
Biological process (GO): proteolysis
Cellular component (GO): mitochondrion
Molecular function (GO): metal ion binding; metalloendopeptidase activity
Source: RefSeq, a predicted model, not a curated record
CCAAAAGAAAUUAUAUUAUGUCGCACGUGUAAAUACAAGAGAGAAACAUGCACUUGUCACGUGUGGGGAUCCUCAUUCCCCGUUGUCUCCACAAUUAACAAAUUUCGUAGUCUAGCGUCACUACUUCUUCCCAAACCCUCUCCAUUUCUCUCCUUUUCCUCUCACCUUUCACCCUUGCAUACACAAAUUCCCAUCUUGUGUGUCCGCGAUCGCCCAUCCCCUUCAAAGUAUGUACAGAACGGCGUCAUCUCGCCUCAGGGCUCUCAAGGCCAGAACAGGGUGUAGAGGAUUGGCUAGAUAUGCAAGUACAAGUGCUGUUGCAACUAAAUCAUCUGGAGGUCUCUUUAGUUGGUUGACUGGGGAGAAGUCAUCUUCACUUCCACCACUAGACUUUCCGCUUGAGGAUAUUGUACUUCCCCCUCCAUUGCCAGACUAUGUUGAGCCUGGGAAGACCAAGAUAACCACUCUUCCAAAUGGCCUCAGAAUAGCUUCAGAAACAUCUGCGAACCCUGCAGCUUCAAUUGGAUUAUAUGUUGAUUCUGGCUCAAUCUAUGAAAAUCCGGCUUCCUAUGGAGUCACACAUUUACUGGAGCGCAUGGCCUUCAAAAGUACCACUAACCGGAGCCACUUGCGCACUGUGCGAGAAGUUGAGGCAAUUGGUGGCAACGUAAUUGCAUCAGCCUCUCGGGAGCAUAUGAGUUACACCUAUGAUGCACUAAAAACAUAUGUACCUCAAAUGGUUGAGCUUCUUGUUGACUGUGUUAGAAACCCAGCCUUUUUGGAUUGGGAAGUUAAUGAACAGCUCCUCAAGGUGAGUGCUGAGAUUAGUGAAUACUCCAAAAACCCUCACCACUUGCUUCUGGAGGCUAUUCAUUCAACUGGUUAUGCUGGUGCUUAUGCAAAUGGUCUUUUGGCUUCAGAAGCUGCACUUAGCAGGUUGAAUAGCACUGUUUUGGAGGAUUUCGUUUCUGAACAUUACACUGCCCCUAGGAUUGUCCUUGCUGCAUCAGGCGUCGACCAUGAUAAACUGUUAGAAUACGCAGAACCACUUUUAUCUGAUCUGCCUAAAUGUUCUAGGCCUCUAGAGCCAAAGCCAAUAUACUCGGGAGGAGAUUUUCGCCGUCAAGGUGAUUCAGGGAUGACUCACUUUGCUCUGGCCUUUGAACUUCCCGGUGGCUGGAUUAAGGAGAAGGAUGCUAUGACAUUGACCGUUCUUCAGAUGCUCAUGGGAGGAGGUGGAUCAUUCUCAGCUGGUGGUCCUGGAAAGGGGAUGUACUCAAGAUUAUAUCUUGGUGUCCUGAACGAGUAUCCUCAGAUUCAGCAUUUUUCUGCUUUCAACAGUAUCUACUAUCACACUGGACUAUUUGGAAUUCAAGCUACUACUGGAUCUGAUUUUGCACCAAAGGCUCUGGAUAUUGCUUGCAGAGAACUAGUUAAUGUUGCAUCUCCUGGAGAUGUUGAUGAAGUACAGCUAAACCGUGCAAAACAAUCAACAAAAUCUGCCAUUUUGAUGAACUUGGAAUCCAGAAUGGUUGCAUCUGAAGACAUUGGUAAACAAAUUUUGACAUAUGGAGAGAGGAAACCCGUGGAGCAUUUCUUGAAGGCUGUUGAUCAAGUUACACCCAAAGAUAUUGCUACAAUUGCAGAAAGGCUUUUCAGUUCUCCCCUUACAAUGGCAUGUUAUGGCGAUGUGUAUCACCUGCCAAGCUAUGAAGCCGUUAGCAGCAGGUUCGAUGAAUUUAAACAACGCUUGAGACGAGAAAACUGAUCGGAGAAGUUCCCCCAUGCCCCCGGUUUUGGGUGGCGUUUUGAAAUCCUUUCUCUAUGAUAUAUAAGAGAAAAUAAGGAUUUUUUACCGAAACAAUAAUUGGCGCAAAUUUUUUGCAAAAAAUCACUGAUGCCUGAUUCAUUGUAUGUUUUGUUUUGUAAUUUACGUGGAAAAUAUUUGGUUUUUGAGUAUAUCUUGGACAGGCCAUUUCUAUGGUGUAUAGCAGCAAAGUAUUGAUGUGUUGCUUGUCAUUCUUUGCGAGCCUGAUAAAUUCGACUGUUUGGUGCGUUUA